Messenger RNA from Myotis brandtii (Brandt's bat), 2872 nucleotides. It is a transcript of the gene COQ4, whose product is annotated as coenzyme Q4. Gene Ontology annotation, biological process: ubiquinone biosynthetic process. The transcript is spliced from 7 exons. The record is from RefSeq and is a predicted model, not a curated record. Gene Ontology annotation, cellular component: mitochondrion; mitochondrial inner membrane. Lineage: Eukaryota; Metazoa; Chordata; Mammalia; Chiroptera; Vespertilionidae. The coding region runs from base 308 to 1099 and encodes 263 amino acids.
AAGGAAGUGUGUUCCGUCGCCGAAGCCCCGUGCUACCGGGUCGGACGGGGAGACCCUUCCCGGGGGUGAAGUGAAAUGGGGAGUUUUCAUCCGUAGAGGAGGUGGCAGACAGCUCGCCUGGGUUCACUUCUCAUAUUUAGCGAUAGGGCCCUUUCCUCGGCCCCAUUUCCCCGCCUCCCAAAGGCCCUACUCAGGGGAAUAGGGCUCGAGUUCUUCUGACCUUCCCGGCGCUCGGUCGCCAGGGAAGUUUGGAGCAGCGGCCCUGCCCCGCCGGUCCUCCCGCGACCUUCGGGCAGCGCGUGCUGUCAUGGUGACGCUGCUGCGCGGGACCCUGCGUCCCCUCCGUCUGUUCCAAGCUCUCCCUGGCCCUGCUGCAGAUGUGCCGCUCCGAGCUGCGAGCCAGGGCACCGGCCUGCUCUACCCCGAACACAUCCCCACGUCCCUGCUGCAGAAGGUGCUGUUGACCGCCGGCUCUGCGGGCAUGGCCCUCUACAACCCGUAUCGCCACGACAUGGUUGCAGUUCUAGGGGAAACCACAGGGUGCCGUGCCCUGAGGGUCCUCAGGGACCAGAUGAAGAGGGACCCAGAGGGUGCCCAGAUCCUGCAGGAGCGUCCCCGGAUCUCUCUGUCUACCCUUGACCUGGACAAGCUCCAGAGCCUGCCUGAGGGCUCCCUCGGCCGCGAGUAUCUUCGUUUCCUGGAUGUGAAUAGGGUCUCCCCAGAUACCCGGGCACCCACCCGAUUCGUGGACGAUGAGGAGCUAGCGUACGUGAUCCAGCGGUACCGGGAGGUGCACGACAUGCUCCACACCUUGCUGGGGAUGCCCACCAACAUCCUGGGGGAGAUCGUGGUGAAGUGGUUUGAGGCUGUCCAGACCGGCUUGCCCAUGUGCAUCCUGGGCGCACUCUUUGGACCAAUCCGACUCAGUGCCCAGCACCUGCAAGUGCUGGUCUCAGAGCUGGUCCCGUGGGCAGUUCAGAACGGGCGCAGGGCCCCGUGUGUCCUCAAUCUGUACUACGAGCGGCGCUGGGAGCAGCCCCUGAAGGCUCUGCGGGAGGAGUUGGGCAUCACGGACCCCCCCAUGCACAUCAAGGCCUAGGCCCUCCUCACCCUCACCCCACCCACUUCCCCUGGAGGCAGAAGGCUCCAUGGCCACUACCUUUGUUCCUUUUCUUUGAACAUUGACCUUUGGAUAUUACUUAUCAGAAUUUGUCGUAACAGUGCUGAGUGGCUCUGAGGGCCAACCCAGGCGGGAGCAGGCAGUGCAGCUCCCAGGGGAGCCUGGAGCUGCCCAGAGAACCACACGUGGACAGGAACCAGCCAUCUGGACUCGCACCGGUCCACACCUGCUCUAGACCCUCCCUGCCAGCCAGGGCUUUCUGGGUGCCAGGCUGGGCGUCUUCCCAGGAGUGAGGAUGCGACCCAAUCCCAAAGGCCGGAGAAGAGGGAGGCAGAGGGGAAGGGAGUCUCCACUGUCCGAACAAAGGCUCCCUCAGGUCGAGGGCCUGCUUCCCUUCGCCCAGUGCUGGCUGACUGGCAGCCUUGGGCCUUUGAGCCCCAAGAGGAAACACCCCCUCCAGUCUGCGCUUCAGCCGCUUGGCCCACCUCGGGCCUGAAGUUGGCCCAACAGAUUCAAGCUCCUAACCCCUCUAGGGUUUUCUAGCAGAGGGCCUGGGGCAAUCCCUCCCCUCGGCCCAUUUCAUCGCUAAAGGGAGUAAGAACAGCACCUCUGGUUAUUGCGGAGGCUUCACGCGGUGAUGCUCUCUGAAGGACCAAGGGGCAGGAGCGAUUGCGUUACUGUGUGCGCAGGUGGAGGAGCAGCUGCGAGACUACAGUUUCAUCUUAGAGCAGCAACCAGGCAUUUUCCUUGGGUCAGAGCCAAGGAGUGGGGACAGACAAGUAAAAGGGAUCGUGGCAGAGCAUGUGGCCCUGGCUGUGGAUUUAGAACCAGAUACUCUGCGAGAACGCAGAGCCUUUAGAGUUUUGAGGGACUGGUUCCUCGUUGUGUGGCGAGGGCAACAAAGGCCCAGGAUGGGCAAGGACUUGGCUGGAGUAGCUAGAACACAGGUUGCAAGGCCUCCUGCUUGGUUUUCUUGUGCCUCAGUUUCCCUACGGAUGAUAACAAUUACAGUGUAGUUAUAACUGUACUGUGUGCUAAGCAGUGCCAAACACUUCUGUUUAUUAUCACAUUGACACCAACAGUCAUGGGGGGAGGUGGUACUAUUUAUUGAACAGAGCUGGGGCUGGACCUGGGGGUUGUUGGAAGACCUGCUCAGCACUGCCAUGCCCGUGUGUCGGCCUUGUGCCCGCACAUCCUGGUCUAGGGCUCCCAGUGGCAGAGGGAGGACGUGGGAGGCUGGAGGCUGACCUCGGAGCCAUCGCCUUUUCAAGAGGGAAGCCUUUUCCUGAGCUGAGUUUCUGCAGAAAGAGGAGGAGGUUGGAGUGGGCUCCUCAUACCUCAUCGAUCUUUGCAGUAUAGGCCUUUCCAGACCUGCCCGCCAUUUCCAUGGCUUCCCAGGAUCCCAGGCACUGUUCCUAGAGCAGUAAAAGUCAACAGUGCCAAGAUCAGGGGCGAAAGGUCAGACUCGAGAUGGCCUCUGCCCAGCCUGGUAGCUCACCUGCUCCAGCCUCUUGGUGCCUGCACAACCCUGGGCCUCUACAGCACGCAAGAGAUGGGCGCUGGGUAUCGGGAUUAGCGGGGGUGGCCGGUAGAGUCCUGCUUCCAGAUCAAGGGGUGGCAUUUUUGUCACCAGCUGGAGGAAAAUUAUACUGGCUAUAGCUACCGCAUACUGAGUUCUUACCGCAGGCCACGAGGCCCUGUCAACUUCUGCCUAGAAACUUACAUUCAUCUUAAUAAACCAUGUUGACCUUU